Coregonus sp. 'balchen' is the source of this 9984-nucleotide messenger RNA. The record is from the annotation of a GenBank genome assembly. NCBI's taxonomy places the organism in Eukaryota, Metazoa, Chordata, Actinopteri, Salmoniformes, Salmonidae.
AUGGACAAGAAGCUAUCUCGUGAGUACUGAUUCUGAAUAUCAAUGGUUCUGCUGAGUUGACUGGACAAACUAUUAUAUCUUUGCAUGCAGAGCCAGCCAAGGUUCUGAUUGCAUGAAUUGACAAACCCAAUUUACAAUUUCUUAGCCAUAACUUCAAGGACUGAAAUGGAAAGUGUCUCCAAUUUGGCUUGCCUUAUUGCCUCAUUAUUACGGUUGUUGAAAUGUAGUCCAGGUGUGUAAUCAUUAGUCCAAACAGAGAGUUUCUAUUGGACAAAUUCAGGUAGGCCCCCCCCCCUGUUCACUUUGCUUCCAUUUUUAAGAAACUUUUUGCAACAGAAUCGACGUAAUGAAUACGCCCCAGGUCUUCAAUGUUCUACAUCUUGUCCUUCAGUGAAGCUGAACGGUGGCAGGCAGGUCCAAGGAGUCCUGCGAGGGUUUGACCCCUUCAUGAACUUGGUGAUGGAUGACUGCUUGGAGAUGGCCCCCGGGGGAAUACAGAACACGAUAGGCAUGGUGGUCAGUAUCUACAGCGUUGUUAACUACGUCUACACUACCUCUGGGGACAGACACAUUUUGCUUUUAUUCAUCAGUGUCACCACAUACCUUUUUAUGCAUGUAAAUCAAUACUUUUUUUUAAUUUUGUUUACUUUCUGUAGGUAAUCCGAGGAAACAGCAUCAUCAUGUUGGAGGCUCUUGAGAGAGUAUGAGGGUGGGGAUGGCAGGCUUCAAGAAAGUGGAAUAAUGGACAUUAUUGUAAACACUUUUGUAAUUUCCUGUUUUUUCCUGUUGAUAGAGUAUGUAUCUGAUACGUUUAGACAGAUGUUUCAUUUGGAAAUGUUUUGAAUUGUGAAAUCUUGUGAAUAAACUGGGUAUUUUGUUUUCUUUAUUUUUGCGCAAUAUUUUCUUUAUUUUACCUCUACACGUUUGAAGCACUUGAUUGAUUACAUGUAAGGUCAAAUUAUACUUAAGUGAUAGCAUACAAUGUAGAUUGAAUAGAUUUAUCCUAACUUUGAGGGCUAUUAUCCCUAAUAUAUUCGCGUAACUGGCUGGCCAAAUUUCGCAAAUGUAUUUUUUUAAACACACAUUGUACGCGCGUGACUACAAUGAAUGGACACUGAUUGAUUUAUCAACAGUCAACACAAGGGGUCGCCGUUUCACUUCACACAGGCUUUCUAGGGUCGAGAAAGGACUUUUAUUUUGACAGGUUGAUCACGUUUGUGUUGAAUACGCACUGGCGGUCUCUGUACCAUUGGUUGCGCAGUGUAUUGAGGGUAUGUGGAAAGUAGGAAUGUCGGAAGAGGUUGGAAAAGCGUUACACGCGGUGGUAGACAGGGUAAAUCAAGCGGCGGCACGUCGCCCCAAGGUAAGCCAAGUUCAGGAUUAUAUUGGGAAGAACCCGUAUCGACUUUUGAUAGUCGUGUCGUGCGAAAUUGUCUUAUCAUUUCAAAGCGGGGGUGGACCAGUUAUAUGUAAGGCAAAACAUCUCAACCUUUGAGAUGGCACACCAUAACAUGCACAUUACAUUUUUGGUAUCUACUAAUUAGCUCAGCGCUGCAUGCAUCCACUAUGUACCGCGCGGAGGGUUCUAGACGAUUUGCUCACGACUUAUUCAUUGCUGCUGGUGCUCUUAUCAUUUUGUCGGUAACGUCAACAAUGUUUCGUAAGUGUUGCAAAACAUGUCCAACUUCCGUUCACUCCUGUUUCGUAAUUUAAGUAACGUUUUGAUUGAUUCAAUUGACACCGUCCCACCACAAUUGAACUUGACUAGGCAGCCGAUAGUGGGCGCUACGUCUGCACCAAAGACAGUAGUAUGUAGAUACGCUAAAAUUGCUUCUCCAGUAGUUUUUGACGAAAAUAAAAACGUUUCACUUUCACGAGGUUCGAGUAAUAACAUGUUCAACUACAUUACUUAAGACAUUUGCUCGAAUCUAGGUUGUGCCUUUUAGAAUUCGAGAAAAUUAACAACUAAGAAAUAAUUGUGAACUUCUCUCAUUGACUUAUCAAACCCCGGCCUGGUCAGUUUGGUCUGUUUCGCAAGCGUUCCCGGAAGUCUCGCGAUGUUUCGCCUCUGGGUUUAGAAACUGUGUUGCACAAUCGCCUAGGGUUGAUGUGCCCAGCCGGUAGGUAAUGCCAGAGAGGAAGAGAGAGGCCCAACUCGGCGGAAAAUCUGUCUCCCUCCAGCAGGUGGCGUUUGUUCGUUAUUUAGCCCGCCAAGCAAGGACUUUUUGUAUAGAGGUCAAUGACCACGUUUACAUGCACACCAAUAUCCCGUUAUUAUUCGGGAUACUCUUAUGUAUUCUGUUUUUGAGUUGAAGCACAUAAACAUUCAAUAACCCGAAAAAUCCUUAUCCCGGUUAUGAGAAACCCGGAUAAGAUACUUGGGAUAUGUUGUUCUUAGAUGGGAUACUGUGGCAUGUAAACAUCUUAUCCCAUUGACUGUUGUUUUUCGCUGGCGGUCUGCGCAGGCUCAGUUUCACAUGUGUGUUGUGAUUUUAUUUUUCUUCAUCUGAUUGUCAAACAAAUCACUUUGUAUGCUAUCUGCGCAGUUCGAUCCACCAUAAUUCCAUAAUAAUGUAUUUUGCUGAUACUCUGUACAGGACCGUAUAGCCUACUGGCUACAUUCACCCCUAAUUUAGACACAUUUCUGUUUAUAAUUUCCGACAUUUGGUAGGCCAUAUUAUAAUUUCCGACAUUGGUAGGCCAUUUUUACAUGCAGCUUGUCUUCUGUCAUAACUUGUUGCCCCAGAAGACUAAAUAAUGUAGUGCUCACCAGAAUAAUUUCUUGCAUUUAUAGAAUUCAUGCAUUAGUAAUCUAGUUAACACCGGUACAAUUGUCUGUUUCGUUUAGGGACCGGGGAGAAAACACAUUAACUCCAAAACAGUGGAAAGAUUAGUCCUGUGGAAAAUGUAAAAAAUGAAACACGUUUCUGAUAAGACUUCAGUUAAUCUUGGGUGCAUAUUUAUGUGGUUGAAAUACUGUCUGCUUCCAUAAGUGUCAAAGAUAACGCGUUACAUUUGCAUUUUCUCAAGAGAUGCUGAAAUAAAUAAAUAAUAUUUCUCCACUCCUGUUCCAAGACAAAAUUAACAUUUGUUGUAUAAUUUUACUGCAAGAAAUGCAUAAUUCUGCAGGAGUUAUUAAGCUACGUGAGAGGUCAUAGGUCUACAGUCAGUGUCCAUAUUUCAGUUACUAUUCCAUUUAGCCCAUAUACUUAAAUGAGGAAUAUUCUGUUUAUUCAUGGAUACAGGGAUACUCGUGAGUGAGAUAUCAAAGGUGCAUGGAAACAUCUUAUCCCGAAUAAGACCUUAAGUGGGAUAUGAGCUACUAUCAGAAUACUGUGCGCAUGUAAACUCAUUCAUUUGAACUCGGAGGUCACGAGUUUCCGACAUGACGUGAAUGCGGCAUUAUUUGUAAAUGUUUAAUUUAAUUGUAUAUUUGAUCAACAAUACAAAACAUACACAUACAAACAACAACAUCACACACCCCCAUCUCUAGCGCCAGCAUCAUUUUCCUCCACAUGGCCUGAAACUGCACCAUUUCUGUUUCUCUCCGUAGCCCACGCACUUUCAAUAUUUAAAUAAUAAAUCAUUAUGUUUUUCCAUUGUGUUAAUGAUGAGUGAUGAGAAGAGAAUCCUCCAACCCAUCAGGUUUCACUAAUAACUUGCGUUCAUUUUAACUCGGCGGUCCCGAGUUUCUGACAUGACGAACGCGACAUAAUAGCCUACUGCAUGGGCAGACGCAGACAACCAUUUCAGAUUUUAAUGACAGGCUCUCAUCUUCUUGGUUGUAAGGAAAUGCCAGCAGGCUAAAAUAAGUGCAUUUGGGCAGCAUAUCUGGGUUGUGUUCAAAACGUUGCCAAUAGAGCUAACACAAUUCUUCAUUUUCUACACAAUCUAUUUCUGUUCGUUCCAUAUUGUGGCCCCAAUAUGCCCUCCUGAAUGAGCGCCAGAUAUCCACUGGGCUGUCCUUAAGUAGUUCAGGUUUAUCAAGACGUGACAAUCUCUUUGGCUAUGAUUGUCAUCCAUAAAGAGAACUGUUAUCAUUCAUUUAUUCACCAUAUAUUUGAUUUCUCUUCUUGUUCCUCUGCUCUCUCACCCAAGACGUUGCCUGCGGUGCCGCCCCGCCUGGUAGCUGUAAGUAAGACGAAACCACCAGACAUGGUGAUCGAGGCGUACCGAAAAGGGCAUCGCAACUUUGGUGAAAACUAUGUAAGUAUUGUACGUGAUGGUAACAUGUUAUACAGUUACACAUAACACCUUUUUAAUGGUAGUUUUACUUUUUAAUUUGACCCCCUCACUUUUAGGUGAAUGAACUUGUGGAUAAAGCAUCAAAUCCUCAGGUUGGUUCUAAAGGUUUGAAGUCACAUUAUUCUUCAUCUCAUGAUGUGUCUAUCCAACACCCGAUUUACAAAUACUUUUUAUGUCCUAAUCUAGAUUUUAGAAUCAUGCCCAGAAAUUGAGUGGCAUUUUAUUGGCCAUUUACAGAAGAAUAAUGUCAACAAACUUUUGGGUAAGGUAACAUUUUUUUUUUUAUUUUUUAGUCAGUUAUGCAGACGCUCUUAUCCAGAGCGACUUACAGGAGCAAUUAGGGUUAAGUGCCUUGCUCAAGGGCACAUCCCGACAGAUUUUUUCCCUAGUCGGCUCAGGGAUUAGAACCAGGCGACCUUUCGGUUACUGGCACAACGCUCUUACCCACUAAGCUACCUGCCGCCCCAUCUUGUGCAACAUGUUAUGCUUUGCUUUUCAUAUUAUUUAUAGUGUAGUGUUCCACUCAGGUGCACCAUAGGCCUCCAUAUUUAAAGAUGUCAACAUCAUAUCUCCCUAAUACCCAGCAAUCUACUCACACACUUCAAAAAAUUAAAAGGCCGACAUGUUUUCGACUUUCGACCUCAGUCUUUUGUCAAGCUUUGAACACCAUUCCAUAGAAACCUUUAGUAGCGCCGGCAUAUCUUAACUCUACUCACACACAUCCCAUAGGUGUACCAAACCUGUUCAUGGUGGAGACGGUGGACUCAGCCAAGUUGGCCGACAAGGUGAACAGCUCCUGGCAGCGGUUAAGAGCAGCUAGCACGCACAAGUUAAAGAUCAUGGUUCAGAUCAACACCAGUGGGGAGGAAAGUAAGUGUUCGCACACACACACACACACACACACACGUUGGCAUUUAUUGGGAUGGCUCAUGUACUGGAGGCAGCUCUGCAGAGAGGUCACUAGCUGGUACAGCCACAGUCAUGAAAUCUGAUUUUAAACCUAACCUUAACCACACUGCUAACCCUAAUGCCUAAUCCUAACCUUUUUUUUUUUUUUUCAUUUGUUCAUUUUUUAGAUCAGCUUUAAUACUGCAGAUAGAUUGUAACUUCCAUCAAUGUAAUUGUCUGCAUCACUUCCAAUCCCCCAUAUAUAUUUCUUACAUAUAAAUAUAUAUACAUACAGUGGGGAGAACAAGUAUUUGAUACACUGCCGAUUUUGCAGGUUUUCCUACUUACAAAGCAUGUAGAUGUCUGUAAUUUUUAUCAUAGGUACACUUCAACUGUGAGAGACGGAAUCUAAAACAAAAAUCCAGAAAAUCACAUUGUAUGAUUUUUAAGUAAUUCAUUUGCAUUUUAUUGCAUGACAUAAGUAUUUGAUCACCUACCAACCAGUAAGAAUUCCGGCUCUCACAGACCUGUUAGUUUUUCUUUAAAAAGCCCUCCUGUUCUCUACUCAUUACCUGUAUUAACUGCACCUGUUUGAACUUGUUACCUGUAUAAAAGACACCUGUCCACACACUCAAUCAAACAGACUCCAACCUCUCCACAAUGGCCAAGACCAGAGAGCUGUGUAAGGACAUCAGGGAUAAAAUUGUAGACCUGCACAAGGCUGGGAUGGGCUACAGGACAAUAGGCAAGCAGCUUGGUGAGAAAGCAACAACUGUUGGAGCAAUUAUUAGAAAAUGGAAGAAGUUCAAGAUGACGGUCAAUCACCCUCGGUCUGGGGCUCCAUGCAAGAUCUCACCUCGUGGGGUAUCAAUGAUCAUGAGGAAGGUGAGGGAUCAGCCCAGAACUACACGGCAGGACCUGGUCAAUGACCUGAAGAGAGCUGGGACCACAGUCUCAAAGAAAACCAUUAGUAACACACUACGCCGUCAUGGAUUAAAAUCCUGCAGCGCGCGCAAGGUCCCCCUGCUCAAGCCAGCGCAUGUCCAGGCUCGUCUGAAGUUUGCCAAUGACCAUCUGGAUGAUCCAGAGGAGGAAUGGGAGAAGGUCAUGUGGUCUGAUGAGACAAAAAUAUAGCUUUUUGGUCUAAACUCCACUCGCCGUGUUUGGAGGAAGAAGAAGGAUGAGUACAACCCCAAGAACACCAUCCCAACCGUGAAGCAUGGAGGUGGAAACAUCAUUCUUUGGGGAUGCUUUUCUGCAAAGGGGACAGGACGACUGCACCGUAUUGAGGGGAGGAUGGAUGGGGCCAUGUAUCGCGAGAUCUUGGCCAACAACCUCCUUCCCUCAGUAAGAGCAUUGAAGAUCGGUCGUGGCUGGGUCUUCCAGCAUGACAACGACCUGAAACACAGAGUCAGGGCAACUAAGGAGUGGCUCCGUAAGAAGCAUCUCAAGGUCCUGGAGUGGCCCAGCCAGUCUCCAGACCUGAACCCAAUAGAAAAUAUUUGGAGGGAGCUGAAAGUCUGUAUUGCCCAGCGACAGCCCCGAAACCUGAAGGAUCUGGUGAAGGUCUGUAUGGAGGAGUGGGCCAAAAUCCCUGCUGCAGUGUGUGCAAACCUGGUCAAGACCUACAGGAAACGUAUGAUCUCUGUAAUUGCAAACAAAGGUUUCUGUACCAAAUAUUAAGUUCUGCUUUUCUGAUGUAUCAAAUACUUAUGUCAUGCAAUAAAAUGCAAAUUAAUUACUUAAAAAUCAUACAAUGUGAUUUACUGGAUUUUUGUUUUAGAUUCCGUCUCUCACAGUUGAAGUGUACCUAUGAUAAAAAUGACAGACCUCUACAUGCUUUGUAAGUAGGAAAACCUGCAAAAUCGGCAGUGUAUCAAAUACUUGUUCUCCCCACUGUACAUGCAUACAUACAUAUACAUAUCCUUUAAAAAUAUAUUUAUUUAUCUUUAUUACUUUCUAACCCUACCACCCCUCCCCUAAUUGGAGUAAACUAGUGAACAACAACGCCUAGGCCUCUACUUCCAGCCCAUACAUACUAUAUACAUUUUAUGGACACAGUCAAUUUUACAAUAGUUAUAUUUUGUUUGUUUUUACUCCUGAACUUCCUCUACCCUCAACCUUUCCGAUCAUGUUCAUGAUGUCCAUCCGGUUUGCUUCUAUAUGUCAUAUCUUUCAAACUGUGCUCUUUCACAAAAGUUCUUAACCUAUAUACGUAUUAUGGACAGAGUAUGUUUUACAUGAGUUAUCUUGUUGUUAUUAGUCCCAACCUUCAGCGCCAUUCAACCCUUCCCAUCUAUCCCUUAACCCUAACCUUAACCACACUGCUAAACCUAAUGCUUAACCUUAACCACACUGCUAACCCUAAUGCCUAACCUUAAAUGAAGACCAACAAGCAAAUGUUUGUUUUCAUGUAUUUUUACGAUAUAGCCAAUUUUGACUUUGCAACUGGCCCAUCUAGAGGAACCAACUCAGUUUUGCCUCCAGGGCAAGACUCAUGACAAUAAACGUCAACCUGCCAGACAGACAACAACACUAACUACCGUUCUAUGUUGCCUCUAGGUAAACAUGGACUGCCUCCUGGCGACACGGUGAACACAGUGAAACACAUUUUAUCCAAAUGCUCUGCCCUACACUUCUCCGGACUCAUGACCAUUGGUCGCUAUGGCUACGACCUAGCUGAUGGCCCUAACCCAGAUUUUCAGGUAUUUGGCUGUUAUGAUUACCCUAACUUUUUAUGUUAAGGCUUUUGGUAAAGAUCUAUAAGUCUGUUGUGCAUCACCAACCAGGCUUUGCUGAGUCGGCGACAGGAAGUGUGUACCAGUCUACAGCUCCCGCUUGAGGAUGUUGAGCUUAGUAUGGGCAUGUCCACUGACUUUGAACACGCGGUAAGUUCCACUGUCUCAGCCUUCUUAAUUGCUAACACAAUACGUUCUUAACAUAUUGAAUGAUCAGAUAUUGAUUAGGCUACCCAUUACUACUCGAAUGCUCAUGCUGUUUGUAUAAGUUAUACCCUUCUGAGGAAUUCUCUUCCAUUUCCUCCUUUUAGAUUGAGGUGGGUUCCACUAAUGUGCGAGUGGGUAGUACUAUUUUUGGUAAUAGGGAUUAUCCCAACACUCCCACGCCCAGUCCAGAGAAAAAGUCAAAGGUUCCGACAGAAGAGGCAGCUAAGAAGAUGGAGCGUCUCACUGUGACACAACAGUGAUGUUUCUCCUUCCUACACUCACACAGGCUGAAAAGGAUUUAGUAUUUUAUGAGAAUUUCUGGAAGAAAAUGUAUUUGGUUGAUCUAGUUUAAUUCAUUUCUACGGAGCCCAUUCAUUUGAGCAUUUCUGGAAGGAAUUCGAUCUUCAAAUUGACAUUAUAAACAGAUUUCUAAACUACUUCUCGCGUCUCGAUCUUGUGCCAACCCUAGAUUCAAUAGAUACCAUUUAACACGAUAACGUAAAUAGAGAUAAUUCAGAGAGUGAAGCAGAGAUGGAGUUUAUAUCAAAUCUAGCAAAUGUUUUGAUAAUUUUAUUUUUACUCCACAUUUACAACCCAAAACGUGACACUAUACUGAACUCUUGACCGUGUUGAAUAUCCCAGUGAUUGGGAAUCUUACAUGUUAAAAUUUCCUAUUUUUCUGGCAAAAUACUUGUGAUUUAAUAAACAUAUCCCCCCUUUAUGAUGUAUGGUAUUGUGAGUCAAUUACAUUUUCUAUGGUGUUGUCAAAUACUUAACAUUUUUAUUUUUUGAUAAACACAAUUCUAGAACUGCAUGUAAAGAGCGACUCAUACAAUAUGUUUACACUACAGUAUUAUUUAAUUGUGAUGUCAGUGAUUCUUUUGGUCUGAAUUGUGUGUUGGUGCACUGAAAGAUUUAACCUAUGCAAAGAGGAAAUAGUUUUGUUUGCACUGUUAUGAGAUUUAUCUUAUAGUUAUCAAUGUAAAACUAAAUCCAUUACUAAGGGAACUGUGAAUGAAAAUAAACAUUGCAAAACAUUCACUUAAACGAAAUACAGGAUUAAAUUGAUACGGCGGGAGGUGAUAAGCAAUAAAAUAAUUGUUGAAAAUAACUUGGUUUUGUAUUUUUCCUAUUCAGGAAAUGUACAAUAAUUGUAUAUAAACAAAACCACAUGAGAAUCAUUUACUUUUUCCAUUGUUAUUGCAUACAUUGAAAUGACAGCCAACCAAAAGUUAAAACCUUGUGAGUGUAUACCUCAUCAUACUACUGUAUUGUCAUCGAAAUAUUGUAUUCACAUCUUACUGAUAUCUAGAUCUUAACCUAGAUCAGUUUUGAAUAACUCUAGGGUAUUUUAUCAUAGACCUUCAUUACAUAACAUUCAAAUGUAAUCUGCACCUGAUUCAAACAUGUUGGUCUUUGAAAAAAAACGGUGCUGCUUGGACCAUCCUCUAAAAAUCAAUAAUACCCUGUUUCCUGGAAUGAUAUUGCUCUUCAACAGAAGUUAAGAACGUGCAUGCCAUUCUGUUUGUGAACUGGUGUUUGGGAGUGAACAGGUUAGUCAUUGAGCUAAAACUAUUAUUAGCUCUGCUAUAAUCAUUUUUAGACUAAAUCACAAUAAUCUACUCCAAAUAGAAGUGUUUACACCAAAAGUAUACAGUAUGCAGAAAGACAAAUGCACAAAAUUAUAGUCCAGAUCUGUGACUGCUUAAUGCAAAGUGAAACAAAAUUGAAAGUUACAUUUGCCACUCCUUUUGUGCAGUCCAACAAAGUUGAUAUAAAACAAAGGUUGGAGAAAAAAUACAAGGAAAUGGACACAGUUAGGUGCUUGCUUAUUGAUCAGAAUAAUUCAUAAUGGACAAUACAUAACACACUGAAUGUUCUCAAUUAAUUUGCUUCCCAGGUUUAA